Seriola dumerili (greater amberjack) is the source of this 3040-nucleotide messenger RNA. RefSeq names its product male germ cell associated kinase (gene mak). Gene Ontology annotation, molecular function: protein serine/threonine kinase activity; ATP binding. Gene Ontology annotation, biological process: protein phosphorylation; cilium assembly; intracellular signal transduction. Gene Ontology annotation, cellular component: cilium; nucleus; cytoplasm. Bases 366 to 2432 code for a protein of 688 amino acids. The transcript is spliced from 17 exons. NCBI's taxonomy places the organism in Eukaryota, Metazoa, Chordata, Actinopteri, Carangiformes, Carangidae. The record is from RefSeq and is a predicted model, not a curated record.
GCGCGCAUACACGCUCCUUAUCGUAAGAGCGAGGAUUAAACACUACGAGAAUUUUAUCUGAAGAAACCUGGUGUUAUCAGCAGGCACAGACAACGGCUGAGACAAAGAACUACACCCUUAAAUGGCUUGCAAAGGUGCAGUGUUGACUGUUGACUGAUCUACAUCACCCGGAUCGGCCCUUUCCAACAAUGGAUCAGUUUCUGCAAGAUGAGUUUUGACUUUCAAGAAUAGGUUAAACACUGGGACAUGUUGGCCAGAUGAAAAUUGCCCUGGGAAAGAACAGUUGAAAUGUUCUUGAGAAGAGGCUGGUGAAACAACAUUUGUCAAGGAAAAUCAAAAAGCUGAUGAAACCAUCUUAAGAGAUAAUGAAUCGCUACACCACCCUGAAGCAGCUUGGUGAUGGUACCUAUGGCAGUGUGCUGAUGGGGAGAAGCAAUGAGUCUGGAGAACUGGUGGCUAUAAAGAGGAUGAAGAGGAAGUUUUAUUCAUGGGAAGAAUGUAUGAACCUCAGAGAAGUGAAGUCACUGAAGAAGCUGAACCAUGCGAAUGUGGUGAAGCUGAAGGAGGUCAUCAGAGAGAACGAUCACCUCUACUUUGUCUUUGAGUACAUGAAGGAGAACCUCUACCAGCUUAUGAAGGAUAGAGAGAAUAAGAUGUUCUCAGAGAAUGAAAUUAGGAACAUCAUGUUUCAAGUGCUAUCUGGGUUGGCUUUUGUACAUAAGCAUGGUUUCUUUCAUCGAGACAUGAAGCCAGAGAAUCUGCUGUGCAUGGGUCCAGAACUGGUCAAAAUAGCAGACUUUGGACUGGCCAGAGAGAUUCGCUCCAAACCUCCUUACACAGAUUAUGUGUCAACCAGAUGGUAUCGAGCUCCAGAGGUCUUGCUCAGGUCAUCGACCUACAGCUCUCCGAUUGACCUGUGGGCUGUGGGCUGCAUUAUGGCUGAACUCUACACACUCAGACCUCUUUUCCCCGGGAACAGUGAAGUGGAUGAGAUCUUUAAGAUCUGCCAAGUCCUGGGCACUGUCAAAAAAAUGGAUUGGCCAGAGGGCUACCAACUAGCUUCUGCUAUGAACUUUCGCUUCCCACAGUGUGUGCCGACCCACCUAAAGACGCUGAUCCCAAAUGCUAGCAACGAGGCUAUCGCCCUGAUGAAGGACCUGCUGCAGUGGGACCCCAAAAAAAGACCCACUGCCAUACUGGCCCUGCGUUACCCGUACUUCCAGGUAGGCCAAGUACUGGGGCCUCGUCCUCAAAGCCAGGAGGUCAAGAAAGUCCAAGCUAGGUCCGUGGCCCAGAAGCAGUUCUCAGAGCCCAGGACUGAUCCCCAGCAGUUUUCCUCUGAUUCCAAAGCCUCCACACCCUCAUUGAGAAAUCAUCAGCAGCAGCUGCAGCAUCAUCAUCAGCCUUUUCAGCAGAUCCCCCUGCCCCAAGCUGAGAGUAAACCAGGAGGUGUCAGCCAUGCAAAAGCAGCAUUGCUGGGCAGCGAGAACAAUGUUGGUGGCGGUUCAAUGGGGAUACUGAAGAGCAGUCGUCGUCGCUGGGGCCAGACAGUGGCCAAGACCUCAGAUAGCUGGGAGGAAUCCGACCAUUCAGAACCCACCGCUUCCAACUCCAAGAAACCUAGCCUGGGAAACGCAGAGGAGGAGAGAAGCCCUAAGGAACACCACUCACAGCCCAAGGAGCAGAAACCUCUGUAUACCUUCAGCACAGUCACCAAGCUACCCAACAAUGUUAAGACGGGCCAGAUAGACCAAAAUCUUCCAGGAUCUGCUGCACGGCAGCACUAUCUCAGCCAGUCACGGUACUUGCCUGGGUUAAUUGGAAAAAAUCAGACUUCCUCUGGAGGUAAGGAGCUGAGUGGUAUGACGCUGCGGGAUCUGUGGGAGAACUCCUCAAACACUGUAAACAAACCACUUGCUCCUAUUGGUGGAGGAUUAUCUGUCACCAGAACUAAUGCUGCUGUGAGAGUAGAAGAGAAUACCUCUAAGUCUGUGGAUAACCCACCAGAGAAAACUGUUGUUAAAGAAAGAAUACUGGAGAAAAUUGAUCUCUCCAAAGGGAACUUUGUAAGCACCAAGUACAACCUCUCUGGUGGUUACAUCCCAUCAUUCCAAAAGAAAGAGGUGGGCUCAGUGGGGCAGAGGAUCCAGCUUGCUCCUUUGGCUGGGCAGCACACAAUCAAUCUUUCUUCUUCUCCUGAUAAUAAAAAAGACAAACCAAAAGCUGCAAAGCCCAAGCCCAUAUCCAACUCAUCUUUGAGUGAAACCAAUGAAGAUUACGAAGGCUGGAAGAGGAGGAGAGAUGGGACUCAGAUGAAGGGGAGCUACUCGGCUCUGGGGAAAGCCUCUGGGAAUCUCCUGACCAGAGCUCCCACCAUACAGCCCGUCCACGGCAGGGUGGACUGGACGUCCAAGUAUGGUGGAAAUCGGUAGUUCACUGAAAAAGGCCCAACAACUUCUGCUUGUUGGGCACGGUUCUCAUAGAUACACAACUUUGGCUGGAAAAAUUAAUCCUGAGCAGACCGCAUUUAAACUCAAAUCUGGAGGAAAUAUAUUAAUGCUGUAUUUUUCCUGAGACAAACUACAUCGACUACACAUUUAUACUGAGAAAUUUCUCAUAAUGUUUAUGCAUGUAAGACCACCUUUACAUGUGCAUGGAAUCUCUGUUUUGGAGAUUAAGGAUGCCAUGAUGCUAAACCAACUCUGUCUGCAAGACAAUCCCACUGUAUUCCUGAAGGAUGCCGUGUGAGCCAAUUCUACUGUUAGUGUUAUACUGUUUGAAUACUCUGAGUAGAAUUUAAAUGUAGCAUAGCUUCUUUUUUAAACUCUAGUUUAGUUUUAUUGUCAAAUAUUGUUUCACUACCCAUUCGCAAAACAAUAACAGCCUUUUAUCAGCUGUUCCUGCUCUGCUGCAUUCUCUCUGCUUUCUUCCACCAUAGUGUAGGUGACUGAUACAAACAUCUUCAAUGUAAUGGCUACAGGAAGGAUUACAUCAACUCUCUCUGAAUAUUGUAAAGCAACUGCAAAUAUCUUUGUGUUAU